AUGGCGGGCCACAGAGGCUUGAUUCGCCGUUACGCGGGCUCCUUUCGGCCAGGUUCCGUCGCUCACGAGACAGGCGCUGCCGUCGCGGGUCUCGCGCGGCACAUCUGCGUGUGGUCUGCGAGCAGGCGGAGCGCAAAGACGCAAGAGGCUGUGGACGUGGAGCGGGAGGCGCGCGAGGAGAGGAGGGGAGGCGGGAACGGCGACGAUGCGGCCCGGAGGCAUCAGGGUGAGGGCUGGGAGCGACCGGGCCGCGCGUCACGGGGCAAGGCGAGCACCGCGCAGGCUGGUGCAGCGCGGCCGCCUGCAGCAGGAGCGUCGGCCGCUUCGACCGCCGCGCAGGGCGGAACCGCGAAGAAGCGGCCGAGCCUGAACGAGCUCCUCUUCAAGGGCACGCUCGCGAACCGGAAGUCCCCACACCCGGCGGCAGAGCCGGGCCGAGGAGGCAGCGCGGGCGCGGGGCAACAGAGCUCGUUGCGCGAGAAGCUGGCGGCGAUGCGUCCGAAGCCACCGCCGCGGAUCGCGCACGCGAAGCCGCACGACCCGCGGAUGCACCAGGACCUGGGCCUGUGGUCGCGCGUCGCACGGCAGGUGGAGGAGGCCAAGCAGCGGCGCGCGGGCGAGAAGCGGCCCGGGCAGGCCGCGCGCUCGCCCGGCGCGCAGCAGAUGACGGCGGGUGACAUGCAGAAGUCGAACAAGCUGAAGGACAUGUUUGCGAAGAUGAAGGGGGCGGGCGCGGUCAAGUCGGACCGGUUCACCGCCGAGGACAUGGGCGACGCCGCGAGCCGCGGCAUGCUCGGGAACUGGAGCGGCGAUUUCGGAGGUGAGGACAGCGAGAGCGAUUCGUCCGUGGUGACCGGCAAGCGACACAAGAAGAAGAAGGCGAGCAAGAAGCAGCGCACGGAGGACGACGCGGAGCGCAAGAAGGCCAGCAAGGCGGAGCACAGGGCGGCGGCGGCCGUGCAGGUUCCGGAGGAGCGCGACGUGGACAUUCCGUACGGCGUGACGGUGGCGGAGUUGGCGUCCCUGUUGGAGGUGGCCCCGGAGGUGGUGGAGGGCCACCUGCGCGACCUGGGCGACAAGCCGCAGUCCCACGAGGACCGCGUGCCCGCUGAGUCCGCGGAGCUCAUCGCGAUGGAGCUCGGGUUCAACCCCACGAUGCAGCCAGGCAGUGGGGUCGCCGGGGGAGGGGAGGGCGAGGUGUCGCCGCGCGGGCCGGUGGUGACGGUGAUGGGCCACGUGGACCACGGCAAGACGUCGCUGCUCGACGCGCUGCGCAGCACGUCCGUCGCGGCGCGCGAGGCGGGCGGCAUCACGCAGCACGUGGGUGCCUUUGAGGUGGCGCUCCCGGGGUCGAAGCGCUCCGUGACGUUCCUGGACACGCCGGGGCACGCGGCGUUCACGUCGAUGCGCGCGCGCGGCGCGCAGGUCACGGACAUCGUCGUGCUGGCCGUGGCGGGCGACGACGGCGUGAUGCCGCAGACGCGCGAGGCCAUUGCGCUGGCGCUGGGCGCGGGGACGCCGAUCGUGGUCGCGGUGACCAAGUCGGACCGGCCGGCGUCGGACACGCAGCGGGUCCUGCAGGAGCUGGCUGCGGAGGGCGUCGUCGCGGAGUCGCUCGGCGGCGACGUGCAGGUGGUGGAGACGGCGGCGGUCAAGGGCGUGGGCCUCCGGGAGCUGGAGGAGUGCAUCCUGACUCAGGCGGACGUGAUGGGGCUGGCGGCACCUCGCGGGGGCGAGUGCCGCGCGUUCGUGAUCGAGGCGCAGGUCGCGCAGGGGCUCGGGCCGGUCGCUACGGUCGUGGUGCGCCGCGGCACGCUCAAGGUCGGGCAGCACGUGGUGGUGGGCGCCACGUGGGGCCGCGUGCGGUCGCUCGUGCUCCCGGGCGGCAGCAGCACCGACAGCAUCGGCCCCGGGCAGCCCGCCCUGGUCACCGGCCUCAAGGGCGAGGCCAGCGCGGGGGACGAGCUCAUCCAAGUCGACUCGUCGGCCAAGGCGCAGCGCCUGGCGGAGGCCCGGGCGGAGCGGCGGGAGGUGCGCGGGCGCGAGGCCAAGGCGGCGGCGCUGCAGGAGCUCGCGGCGGCGCACAGCGACGAGGACGACGAGGAGGAGGGGGGUGUGGAGGGGGGCGAGUUGCCGGACUGGCGUGCGCGCGCGCCGACGCCGGAGCGGCCGCUGCGCAUCCCCGUGGUGGUCAAGGCGGACGUGCAGGGCUCGCUGGAGGCCGUCCUGGGCAUGCUGGGGCAGUACGAGGGGUGUGUGGCGCGGCCGCACGUGGUGGCGAGCGGCGUCGGGGCGGUGGCGCAGGCCGACCUGGACAUGCUCGCGCAAGAGGCCGACUCGGGCGCGGCGCUGCUGGCGUUCAACGUGAAGGCGGAUGCGCGCGUGCAGGGGUGGUGCGAGCAGGCUGGCGUGUCUCUGAUCAGCCACAACGUCAUCUACCACCUCGUGGAGCGGCUCGAGAGCGCCAUGACCAGCGCGCUGCCGCGGAUACCCGUCGAGGAGGCGGUGGGAGAGGCGGCGGUCAAGGCGCUGUUCCCGCUGCAGAAGAAGGGGAGGCAGGUGGCGACGGUCGCGGGGUGCAAGGUGGACUCGGGGGCGCUGCGUUCGGAGCACGUGGCGCGGUUCCAGGUGCUGCGGUCGGGGGAGGUGGUGUGGGAGGGGCGGUGCAAGGAGAUGCGGCACAACAAGGACGUGGUGCGGACGGUGCGCGCGGGGACGGAGUGCGGGGUGCUCCUCGACGGCUUCGACGGCGUGCAGGUGGGCGACAAGAUCGUGUGCGUGGGCGUGGAGCGGCGGCCCAUGGACCUGCGCACGGGGGGGCCAGCGGCGGGGCGGGACGAGCAGUGA
This is a messenger RNA of Pedinophyceae sp. YPF-701, 2847 nucleotides long. NCBI's taxonomy places the organism in Eukaryota, Viridiplantae, Chlorophyta, Pedinophyceae. The record is from the annotation of a GenBank genome assembly.